AUGAUCCCCAAGCCAAUUCCGAAGCUCGAAAUCGCAAGACCAAUCGAUUUUCAAUCGUACAAGAAAACAAAAAAUCCAAAAAAUCUUAACCGGGUAAAUUUGUUUGAGAUAGCCUCCGAGCAGCCCAUCGCGAACACUUUUCUCCCGUUGACGAGACCACCGGCGAUGGCCCCGCAUACGAACAGCACCGCAUCGAGGAAAGUCGCGAUCCGCUGCAGCCCUAGCGUCGGUGAUCGAUCUCCAGCCGUCCUCGCCGUCGCAGCCGCGAAGAAACGACCGCACCUUGACGGGGAGGCAGAACGCCACCUCUCCGACACCACCCCAAAUCGCCGCCCCCUGAGCCAACGGCGCCCAUUCCCAUCGCCGUCAAUAGCCAAUUUCGGCCAGGGUGAAGAGGGUGAAUUUGAAGAAGAAGAAGAAGAAGAAGAAGAAGAAAUGGAGAUCUGCGAAGGAGGAGAAGUAAAGGAAGAGGAAAGAAAAGUGACGGGAAAUAAGAAGAAAAGAAAGAGGAGGAGGAAAAGAAAAAGGGAAAAGAAAAGAAAAAUAUACAUGAUUGUUCGAGAAAAUCAGAGAGUGCGUGGAAUACAAAGCGCUGUCGAGCCUCCUGUCUCCGAGCAGCCCCAAUUGAAACCCCCAAACCCUAGAACUGUAACGAUGUCGUACAAGAAGUCACAGUGCCGAUUCCAUCAGGGCAUAAGAAGCACGAUGAGGGAAUCGUGA
This is a messenger RNA of Striga asiatica, 720 nucleotides long. The record is from the annotation of a GenBank genome assembly. Lineage: Eukaryota; Viridiplantae; Streptophyta; Magnoliopsida; Lamiales; Orobanchaceae.